AUGAAAUUUGCUGCCGCUCUAUACUCCGUCAAAAACGCCUUUCUAGUAGGCCUUUUAGUCAGCUAUUGUUAUGGUACAAAGAUUACCACAUCCAGUUCAAAUAGAGAUACAUCAGCCAGGUCCGCAGCUGCAGGUGCAGAUAUGGCGUUCUUCAUGGAAUUUUUGAACGAUUUCGAUACCGCAUUUCCACAGUACACUUCCUACAUGAUGCAGAACCGUCUAACCCUACCUCAAGCUGUUGCUGACUAUUACUAUCAUAUGGCUGCCCUAGGUUCAACGGCUGAUUUACAAUCUGAUAUUGCUCAAAGUUUUCCGUUCACUCAGUUCCAAACAUUUAUUACAGCUUUCCCAUGGUAUACUUCUUUACUAAACAAGGCGUCAGUCACGACUAUAUACCUGCCACAGCACUUCAUAACAGACGACACACAGCCUACCAUGACGAAUUCCUCUUAUGCCAGCCAAACAUCUUCUAAUUCGAGGUCUAUUGUUUCAUCCACAGUAAACGCAAAUCAGUCGAUAACUUCAAGUGUCAAUGAAGAAAAUAACACAGCAGAUUUCUCAUCCACAUCGAAUUCUUCCUCACUGUCGACAACUACUCAAUCACGAAAUGGCGCCUGCGCAAUUAGCUUGUAUUUCCCCAUGGCAUUAUUCGGGAUCCUAGCAGCGGCCCUUUGA
Molecule: messenger RNA, 675 nt
Organism: Saccharomyces kudriavzevii IFO 1802
Lineage: Eukaryota; Fungi; Ascomycota; Saccharomycetes; Saccharomycetales; Saccharomycetaceae
Gene: AFB1
Product: Afb1p
Exons: 1
Coding region: 1-675 (224 amino acids)
Source: RefSeq, a predicted model, not a curated record